AUGCUUCCUACGCCAGACACGUCGCACGUCGACUACGACCAAAUCUACGAACCCGCCGAAGACUCAUAUCUCCUCCUUGACACGCUAUCCUCGCCCUCAGAAACCGCUUUCCUGCAUUCGCACUUUCGCUCCAACCAUGCCCCGCUCGUAGUCGAGGUCGGCACUGGCAGUGGUGUCGUGCUCGCUUUCCUCGCUGCCAACAGCUCUACCAUCUUCAAUCGCUCCAUCUGCACUCUAGGCACCGACCUCAAUCGCCGAGCUUGUAUCGCUGCAUCAAAGACUGUGCAAAAGGCCUGCGACAACAAAGCUGCGCCUUUCUUGACUGUCGCCAAUGCUGAUCUGACCUCAGCACUUAAAGACGGAGAGGUUGAUGUGUUGGUGUUCAACCCACCAUAUGUCCCUGCCGAACUGCCGGACCUCAGUUUGCAUGCAAAAUACAAUACUGCGGAUGUUUUGUCUUCGUCUGAGGCAUUCGAUCGCGACUCACAUCUUCUGGCAUUGAGCUAUGCUGGUGGUGUCGAUGGCAUGGAAGUCACAGAGCGUUUGCUGGAUGAUAUACCACGUGUCUUGAGUCCAAGAGGUGUUGCAUAUGUCUUGUUUUGUGCUCAGAACAAACCUGAAGAGAUCAAGAGUAGGAUCAGACAAUGGCCUGGUGGCUGGGAAGCUGAGACUGUGGGCAGUUCAGGCAAGAAAGCUGGUUGGGAGAAGUUGUGCAUCGUCAGAAUCACGAGGACGACAGCAAACUGA
Molecule: messenger RNA, 747 nt
Organism: Aureobasidium melanogenum CBS 110374
Lineage: Eukaryota; Fungi; Ascomycota; Dothideomycetes; Dothideales; Saccotheciaceae
Exons: 1
Coding region: 1-747 (248 amino acids)
Biological process (GO): methylation
Cellular component (GO): eRF1 methyltransferase complex
Molecular function (GO): nucleic acid binding; S-adenosylmethionine-dependent methyltransferase activity; protein methyltransferase activity
Source: RefSeq, a predicted model, not a curated record